AUGCCCAAUUCCGGUUGCGAGUACUACGAUCCAGUUGAAGGGGAAUGCGGCAGAACUUGCGCGCAAAACAGCACCUACUGCGACAGCCGUAAGAGAAUGAAUUCACAGGCUAUGGACUUCACUGACAAGCCAUCCAUCAGACGAAGGAAGGCUGCCAUGAGCAGAAAACGAAGAAUCGCUACGGGAUUAAUCUUGAGCCGUACUGUGUUUCGCAUGUCUGAGGUAUCGAUUCGGGGGCAGCGUGUGUCGCGUGGAUCUGGCGAAGUUGAAUAG
Blastomyces gilchristii SLH14081 is the source of this 273-nucleotide messenger RNA. RefSeq lists its product as uncharacterized. Bases 1 to 273 code for a protein of 90 amino acids. NCBI's taxonomy places the organism in Eukaryota, Fungi, Ascomycota, Eurotiomycetes, Onygenales, Ajellomycetaceae. The transcript is spliced from 2 exons. The record is from RefSeq and is a predicted model, not a curated record.